GCAUUCGAAGGCCGGAGAUGCCCGCGGGGGGUGUCACCCGCGGCUCGGCCGAGCUCAGCCCCCGCGGCCGGGGCGGGCCGCGGCUGCGCCGUGACAGUCGCGCCCGGCUGCAGACACCGCCAUGUUGUGCCGCUUUGCCGCCGCGAGCAGAAGCAGUGCCAAGUUGGUAGCACCCUUGGGGUGCUUGGUUUCUAGGCAGAAGCACACUCUUCCUGACUUGCCAUAUGACUAUGCUGCUCUGGAACCUCAUAUUAAUGCAGAGAUCAUGCAGCUGCACCACAGCAAGCAUCAUGCCACCUACGUGAACAACCUGAACGUUGUCGAGGAGAAGUACAAGGAGGCACUGGCAAAAGGUGAUGUUACAACUCAGGUGUCACUUCAACCUGCACUGAAGUUCAAUGGUGGGGGUCAUAUCAAUCACAGCAUCUUCUGGACAAACCUUUCUCCUAAUGGAGGAGGAGAACCUAAAGGAGAAUUGAUGGAAGCCAUCAAGCGUGACUUUGGUUCUUUUGCAAACUUCAAGGAGAAGCUGACAGCUUUAUCAGUUGGUGUCCAAGGAUCAGGCUGGGGGUGGCUUGGCUAUAACAAGGAGCAGGGGCGCCUACAGAUAGCAGCUUGUGCAAAUCAAGACCCUUUGCAAGGAACAACAGGUCUCAUUCCUUUGCUAGGCAUUGACGUAUGGGAACAUGCUUAUUAUCUUCAAUAUAAAAAUGUUCGACCUGAUUAUUUGAAAGCCAUCUGGAAUGUGAUCAACUGGGAGAAUGUAUCUUCAAGAUAUGCAACUUGCAAAAAGUAGAGUGGAAUUCUUGCACAGACUACUAAAAUGUCACCAGUUCUACUCUGAUACCACUCUUGUAGUAGUGCCUGUGGCUUACAAAUGAAUUGUUCUACUGCAGAAAGCACUUCACUCAUCCAACAAAAGCGUUUCAUAAUCAAGCACAGUGUCUGCUUGUUUAAUUCUGUGAAAGGUAUUUACUUAGAGUUCUGAAGCUUUAAACUGUUGUGCAAGAAAGGGAGGCACUUUGAUCUGUUCCAUUGCAUAUAGAAACAUAGGUCACCUUGCUGAAGCCUAAUGGAUUCCCUUGUUGCACUAAAAUACCUAAGUGGAAAUAUGUGCUACUGUUACUAUAAACAAAUAAAACUCAAAAGAAGAAUCUUCUA
Molecule: messenger RNA, 1161 nt
Organism: Haemorhous mexicanus (house finch)
Lineage: Eukaryota; Metazoa; Chordata; Aves; Passeriformes; Fringillidae
Gene: SOD2
Product: superoxide dismutase 2
Exons: 5
Coding region: 122-796 (224 amino acids)
Biological process (GO): superoxide metabolic process
Cellular component (GO): mitochondrion
Molecular function (GO): superoxide dismutase activity; metal ion binding
Source: RefSeq, a predicted model, not a curated record